This is a messenger RNA of Epinephelus fuscoguttatus (brown-marbled grouper), 1026 nucleotides long. RefSeq lists its product as uncharacterized. Lineage: Eukaryota; Metazoa; Chordata; Actinopteri; Perciformes; Serranidae. Bases 136 to 1026 code for a protein of 296 amino acids. The transcript has 5 exons. The record is from RefSeq and is a predicted model, not a curated record.
GGCGGUUCCCGUUUGAGUUGGUCGACAGAAACUUCGAGAGAACAGUGGCCCAUGUCGAGGCUGGAGGAAGGACGAAGCUACAAGAUACGUGGUGUGAGUUGAUUUCAUGGAGUAAAAUGAAAAGUCCUUCUAGUCAUGGAUACAGAGAAUCCGUUUCUGUCUUUCAUCAAAUCAAGUCUUCCUAAACUGAGAGACCCUGAACCUUUCCUUGAGCAUCUGCAAGAUUUAGGAGUUGAGGACCUGCAGGACCUGAGCUACCUGCAGGAGAGUGACCUCCUUUCUGUCCUGAGACCAGUUGAAUUCAGGAAACUUCUGUCACUGCUCAAAAAGACAAGCCAACAAGAUGUCUUGGACAGUCCUCCAAGCAACCAGAGCAACGAACAGUUCAGCACAGCCAGUACCAGUGCAAGUCCAGUAACACAGUCUGACGAGAUGCCCCUUUCUGGUGGUUACAGCUCAGCAACUGCAAGUUCACCGCGGUCAACAAGUAGUUCAAGUAUGGAUAUCACACCUCGUCGACUGUCUGACAACAGUUGGCAUUUUAAAUUUCAAAUUCCUUGGCAGAAAAUUCCAUCUGAGAUCAUCAGAAAGCUGGAAACAAGAAAGUGGCCAACAAAAAGUAAGAGACUUGAAAUCAUACGGCUCAUUGUCAGUGAAAUCUUAACCGUGUGCCCAACACUUGGGAAGAAACAUAUCAGUGAGAUAGCAAGGAAGAUGACAAAGGCCUACCCUGUGGCAUUUACUGAUGUCAUUGAAGGUGAAGUUGUAGGCAGUGGGUAUGACUCACUCACCAAACAGAUGGUCAGCAGAGUGGAUAACCUGAAGAGAGGAAACACUUCACUUUCCUUAAAGAGACAAGUUAUUAGCAGCAGUGAAGGAGAGGAUACCCCACCUCAGAAAAGAAGACUAGACACUUAUGGGUGUAUAAACUGGCAAGCAACACAGCUGCCACCUGAUGAAACUCCUGAAUCCCAGAAACAUGCACAAGAAGAGUUAAAAAAAUAUGUGGAGAGAAAGAUGCUGUGA